AUGUCUAGAAUGGCAGUGGACGAGUUAGGUGAGUAUAGUGUGUCUCCAGAUGUUUAUAAACCAAACAAUACUUUAAUGGAAAUUGACAGUUACGUUGGCGUUUCAAAUGUUGAUGUUGCAUCGACUUUAUGUUUUACUGUUGGAAUAGUUAUGGCAAGUUUUUUGCAACUUUAUUGUGUUUGUUUUUACUAAUUACAACUAUAUGCUUUGAAAGCCUUUAAUUUUUUUAGUUUGUGAUGGCUAUUUUACGACUAGAGUUUGUAACAGCUUACUUUUCUGAUGCAGUAGUUGGCGGUUUUUCAACUGGAGCAGCAUUUCACGUUUUUGUGAGCCAGCUGAAAGACUUUUUCGGUUUAUCAAAUUUACCUAAAAGAUACGGUGCCGGAAAUUUGUUCUUAAAAUUAUAUGACAUCAUCACUGAAGUUCCUGAACAGUUAAACCAAACAGUAAUGUUAAUUUCGUUACUGGGUUUAAUAUUUUUAAUAUUGGGAAAACAUUAUGUUACUCCAUUCUUUAAAAAGACGCUAAAAUUAAGCGUUCCGCCACCGUUUGAACUUUUACUGGUAUGUUUUUUAACUUAUGUUGUAAAUAUUUUUUGUUAUUUUUAGUUUACAUUUCUAGUAUAUUAAAGUAAAAUUUUAACUUUUGUAGUUAGUUGUUGUUACUGGUUUGUCAUCGUUUUUCCAUUUUCAUUCGAGGCACAAUGUUCCUAUUGUUGGUGAACUUGCGACCGGGUAAGACAAGGUGCAUUUAAAUAAGCAUUAUUACCAAAUAAUAUUUUUUGUAACCUAUAUUUAGGUUUUGUACACGUUUAAAGUUUUUAAGUUAAUAGUAAUAAUUACAUAAUUACUAAUUUAGGUUUCCCGUCCCUUCAUUGCCAGUUUUUAAAUUGGUUUUUCAUCUUAUACCUCAUGCUAUUACAAUUUCUAUUGUUGUAGCUGCUAUUCACAUCUCAUUAGCAAAAAUUUUUGGUAAAAAAUAUGGAUAUCGUACGGAUCCGGGACAGGAGCUUUACGCUCUGGGUUUUUCGUCAAUUUUAUCAUCAGUGUUUCCUAUGUACCCUGUAUCAUGCUCACUUAGUCGUACUGCUGUGAGUGUUGAAGCAGGUACCAAAACGCAAGUAAGUUUGUUUUUUAUUUUUGAUACUGUUUUUUAUACGUAAAUAAUAAAUUUAAAAAAUUUAUUUUUAGCUGUCUACGUUGUUUUCUAGUGUUAUAAUCGCAGCUGUAAUUGUAUAUUUUGGACAACUACUGAGAACGUUACCUAUGGUAAAUGUUUUUUUAUUUUUUAACUUUUGAAGUAUAACCCUUGAUGUAUAUACUUUUCAUUCGUAGUUCAGACGAAAACCUUGAAUUCUUGUCCACGAAAAAAGCUCUCAUAAUUUUGUAUGUUCCCUCUUUUUGUCUGAUUGCCGUCGGCAUUAGAGAAAAACUAGAGAACGCACAAAAUUAUGAGAGAUUUUUCGUGGACAAAAAUCCAACGUUUUCGUCUGAACUACGAAUGAAAAGUAUAUACAUCAAUGGUUAUAUGUACAAGCUUUGCUAAUAUUCAAUUAUUUUUUAGUGCAUCCUAAGUGUUGUCAUAAUGGUAGCCUUGACAAAUAUGCUUAAAAAAGUGGGAGAACUUAAGCGUUUAUGGCCUCUAUCAAAAACGGACUUUUUUAUAUGGCUUGUUAGUUUUGGUGCAACUGUUGGAUAUGAUGUGACUGAAGGUUUAGCUAUAUCUAUUGCUUUUGCGUUAAUGACUACAGUAUUUCGAACACAAUGGCCCCGGUGGCAUUAUUUAGCAAAUUUAAAAGGCACUAAUGAUUUUAGGGAUGCGGAACGUUAUGCCAGUGUUAUCGAUGUCAAUGUAUGGAAUUUGCACUUUUAAAAAAACAACAAAUUUUUCUUUUAUGUAAAGCUUAUAUAUACCAUGUGCUAUAGUUUUGAAAGUUAUAUACGUAUAACUAAAUAAAAUAAAUAUUCAUUUAGGGAAUAUGCGUUUUUCGAUUCGACGCUCCACUACUUUUUACAAAUGUUGAAAGUUUUAAAGAGUCAAUACAUAUGGCUGCUUUACAAUGGAAGGAAGAGAAUCCUCAUGUACUGGGCAUGGAUGACUUAAAGAUUGACAUUCCUGAUCCAGAAGAUACGAUUCACCGACUUAAUAAAAUGGUCAUGUCUAAGAAAAUAACUUUACAAAUGCCUGUCAAGAUAGAGCAAAGUGCGAGUGGUCUAGCUUAUCGACAUUUUGUGGUUGAUUGUUCGGGGUUUACAUUUGUGGAUACAAUGGGAGUCAAUGCGUUAAAAGAAGUUUGUUUAUUAUUUUUAUACGUUUGUUGUUUUCGAAUUACUUUUAAAAGUUUUGAAAAUUUUUAGUUUUAAUUUAAACUUUAAUUUUUAAAGGAUACAUAUUAUAUAAACGAUAAAGCAGAAUUGAUCUGCCAGCAACAAAUGAAAUUUAAAUUUAGAUUUUUAACGAAUUACGAUCCCACAUGAUUCUUGUGUACUUUGCGGCAGCGAAAGCACCAGUCCGUGAACUAUUUCAAAAAUGCGGAUUUUAUGCUUACGUACCAAAAUCCAACUUUUAUCCGACUAUUAGAGAUGCGGUAGCUAUAGCUAAAUUGCGACGAGACGCAUCUACAAUUCACUUGUUGGAAGAGCUGUCUUUACCGUACGAUCCACUAGAUGAACAGUUGAAUAUUCAUGCUGUGUCUUGA
Bursaphelenchus okinawaensis is the source of this 2698-nucleotide messenger RNA. Lineage: Eukaryota; Metazoa; Nematoda; Chromadorea; Rhabditida; Aphelenchoididae. The record is from the annotation of a GenBank genome assembly.